Acaromyces ingoldii is the source of this 1860-nucleotide messenger RNA. RefSeq lists its product as hypothetical. The transcript has a single exon. The coding region runs from base 1 to 1860 and encodes 619 amino acids. Gene Ontology annotation, cellular component: nucleus. Gene Ontology annotation, biological process: regulation of transcription by RNA polymerase II. The record is from RefSeq and is a predicted model, not a curated record. NCBI's taxonomy places the organism in Eukaryota, Fungi, Basidiomycota, Exobasidiomycetes, Exobasidiales, Cryptobasidiaceae. Gene Ontology annotation, molecular function: DNA-binding transcription factor activity, RNA polymerase II-specific; RNA polymerase II cis-regulatory region sequence-specific DNA binding.
AUGCCGUCUUUCACGUCACCGCUGACUCCCGACGGCGUCCCUCGCCCACCAAAUUCCUGGAUCCUCUAUCGAGCCGACAAGCAUCGUGAAGUACGCGAAGCACAGCUCAAGGCCGCCAAAGAGGCCGGCAAUGGCGACACACAGGUCAAAGCCCGUUCUCAAGCCGAGAUUUCUCAAAUGAUCGCAGAAUGGUGGCGUAAUGAGGUUCCGGAAACGAAGAAACUCUACGAAGAAAUGGCAGAGAUGCGCAAGCGUCUUCACCUUGCUGCGCAUCCGAAUUAUCGAUACAAGCCGAAGCGACAGGCAAAGGCGACAAAAACCUCCGCUGCCACCGACACUAUCACCGUCACCGCCAGCUCCGACUUUUCUUCAAAGGGAAGCUCACCGUCAAGGGCUUGGGCCAACGGUGGCAAAGUGGGCUCUGAAAGGUACUCACCUGUGCUUGUUUCUUCCCCGCCAAAGGUGGUCGGGGCAACUUCGGCUUUAAAAAGCGAGCCGUCGGACGCUGAGAUUCACGUCUCUCUUCAUCACACCAAGCCAAUGCAGAUCUCCAACGCGCAGAUGCACCCAUUGCCACGGUGCCACAAGGAAUCUUCGUUGCCAGAAGCGAAGCUCAAGAAAGCUGCUGUCGAAGCCCACCGUGCCAAGAUGCCGUCACGGAAGAGUAAUUCGAGAAAGGUGCCCUAUCAUGGCAAAUUAUUCAAGGCUGCUCCGUGGAGCUCGGAAGAGAAUCACACCCAGCACCCGCGCUUCUACAAGGACUCAUACCUGAUCGGUGAUGUAGCACCUGAGACGAGGACGGUGCCCAAGGCUCCUCAACCAUGGUGGCAGCAGCGACCGUCGCGCAUGGACAUCCCUGCGAAGAUGACGGAAAACUACACAUUUCCAUCAUCCCUGAACCAAGCGCGCUUCAGGACGAGCGACCAGGGCGACAACAUCGUCUGCCCUACCGCCGCGUAUACAUAUCUGGACCAUUCGUCGGCGAACACAGUAUCUUCGCCUUCACCUCCAUCGACCGCUAGCUCCAAUUCUCUAGACUUCCACGCCUUCAGCUUCUCGCCCAACCUCACCGAUGACAACAGCUUCGGAACCAGAGACCCAGUAGUCGAUGACGUUCCCUUCUCGCACUUGACUCUGCAGCCGUCGCACUUCCAAUCUUCGACCGACUGUCCUGCGAACAUUCUUUCUGGCGACCACCCCGUCCACCAUUACCUUGCUACCGUCGGAACUCACGCAGUCCCUCAACUUUCGUUCAUUGAGGAUCACCGUCAGCAGAUUUUUAGCAGUCAAGAAUCCUCGGCUCGGUUUCAGCACCAGCUUCCUCACUUUGGUGAUCACCAGCUCCAGGGGUAUACAGUGGGGUUCCCGACACCCCCGCCUUUGCAUCCGAUGCAGGAGGGAAUGGCAGUCUCUGACAGCACCAGCACGCCGGCUCAUCACAAUGCUUUAAGCCUUCCCUCACAAGACCCAGCGCACGCCCAUCCUUCCUCAAUGGCGUCAACCUCGACGAGCUCGGCACAGCCAGCCAUCGUUCGCGAUGCUUUGACAGACUAUUGUCACCCAAUCGAGAAGCGCAACCACCAUGACACGAUGGAGAUGAUCCUGAACGGCGGCCAUUCCUUCCAGCAAGAGCACACAGUGGCAUCCCCCGCCUCGUACAUCUCGGCAUCAUCAUCAGAAGAACGAAAUUUGCCGUGCAUUCAUCCUUCCUCACCUUCGUCCUUUCGAUCGUCGUUAGAAGAGUCAUUAGAGUAUGGUCCUCUUUCGCAUCUUUCGCAACCGCAUCUUUCGCAACCGCAUCUUUCGCAACCGCAUCUUCCGCAACCGCAACUUUCGCAACCGCAACUUUCGCAACCGUAA